Austrofundulus limnaeus is the source of this 1078-nucleotide messenger RNA. RefSeq names its product homeobox protein prophet of Pit-1. The transcript has 3 exons. Gene Ontology annotation, biological process: regulation of transcription by RNA polymerase II. Bases 145 to 981 code for a protein of 278 amino acids. The record is from RefSeq and is a predicted model, not a curated record. Gene Ontology annotation, cellular component: nucleus. Gene Ontology annotation, molecular function: RNA polymerase II transcription regulatory region sequence-specific DNA binding; DNA-binding transcription factor activity, RNA polymerase II-specific. NCBI's taxonomy places the organism in Eukaryota, Metazoa, Chordata, Actinopteri, Cyprinodontiformes, Rivulidae.
GGGGGCUGGGGGUGCGGACCGUGACAGACAGUAGCAUAUAAAACCUCUUUGAGUGCCUUGUGUUGUCACUGUGCCAACAAGACGCAUCCUGGACGCAGCGCCGUUUGUUUGUUGUUGUUGUUGUUUUGGCGCAUCCGUGAAAAUAUGGCGCACUGGUUGGAUUUUACUGGUAAUGUUCCCGACGUGUUUUACUCAGGACAGCACUGGCCAGUUACGCACCUGGACAUGAGCGACAAUUACGCACAGGAGUUUGGCACAGUGCGCGGUGAUGCCUUCAGGCCCCACUCGGAAAACCAGCGCCGCCGGAAGCGCACCACCUUCACCAAGGCGCAGCUGAGCCUCCUGGAGUGGGCCUUUUCUUUUACGCAUUACCCCAAUAUUAAGAUCAAGGAAUCUCUAGCCUCCAUAACCGGUUUACCAGAGUCUAAAAUCCAGGUCUGGUUUCAAAAUCGACGCGCGCGCCACUUUAAGAACAAGAAACUAACCAGAGAGGCGUCCAAACUUCCUGCAGGYAACCUCCAGCCGGAGCUCACCCACAUCCCACCCUGCAGCCCUCAGCUGGACCCCAGUCUGCCGUCAGGAUACCCCGCUCCGAGUCUGCCUCAGUCCUCCAGACUCUCAACAAUCCUGGACAGCUCCGCGGCCCCCCUUCAGUCACCCGACCUGCAUGGAUCGUACCAACACAGCCGCUGCUCAGACUUGUUUGAUUUCCCUGAAAACGUGCACGCGCCCAGCGGRCUCUCUGACUGGGASUGCGCGGAGCUGGAGGCUUUCUUCGGAGACGCGCAGCUGGAGGGCAGUCAUUGCGCUGCAGCAGAUCACCCUCCCCAGGGUCAGCAGGGCCUCAGCAGCCACCRGGACUCCCUGGAGGACUUGUCCGACCUGAGCUUCCAGGAUCUGCUGGGCGACUUCACUUUUUCAGAUCUGGAUUUUUCAGAUCUGGGUUUUUCUACUCCAAUGAUUGAUUACCUUUUGGACUAAAUCAUUUUAAAGUAUAUUAUGCUUGAUAUACUGAGAACAUKGAAUUAUUGGUAGAUAUUAUAUAUCACAACGGAAAUAUUAAAAACUAAAAAUAUCA